Messenger RNA from Aspergillus wentii DTO 134E9, 381 nucleotides. RefSeq lists its product as uncharacterized. The annotation marks the transcript as partial. The record is from RefSeq and is a predicted model, not a curated record. NCBI's taxonomy places the organism in Eukaryota, Fungi, Ascomycota, Eurotiomycetes, Eurotiales, Aspergillaceae. The transcript has 4 exons.
CAAUCUUAUAUUACAGUUUACAAGGCUCUUCAAAAUGCAGUUUAAAUCUAUCAUAUCACUCUUUGCAUUUAUUAACUUUGCUUUUCCAUCUGCAGCAGGAGAAUUCGAGACAAGACAGAAUUCUCUAAGGUGUUUCUGUUGCCACCAAGCUGUUCAGCCUUUCCUGUUUUUCAGAGGUGCUGGGAAUGGUUGUCUUGAAAUUGAAUUAGGAGAUGGUGCUGCUUGUGGAACUGGGAGGCCAAGUACACUAUGCUGUCCUAGAGGUGCUAUUACUAGCGGCACGGGAGGUAAUCUCAAAGUUGCAUGUAAAUGAUCGAAUGGAAUUCAUACAAUGGGAAAUAAUGGGAAAUAUGGAUACCGGACUGAAAAUAUCAACUUUCA